UAUCGUAUAGUUUCUUUGAAAGGUAGAUCUGAUUGUUAUACAUUGAAUUGUGUUUUAUAAUUUGCUAAUGAUGUUCGUUCAUUAACCUGAUGUUUCAUAUAUUUCAACAAAAUUUGGAAUAAGAUAAGAUAAUUUACAAUCCGUGUUAUCUCGAAGUCAGUGUCACUUGUUACGCUCCUGCUAUGCAUGAAAUCUAUAUGAACUUUCGAGAAGUGAGGUAUACUCGAAAAUAAUUUUUGUGUCAAAUAUUUGGAAUGGUUUAAGCCUCUAUUAAUUAUAAGGAAAACGGUACAAUGGCCAGUGAAGAGAAUACUACACAAAAAGAUAGUAACCCAACGUCAGUUCCCAAAACAAGGUACGACUGGUAUCAAACGGAGACACACGUUAUAGUCACUAUUCUCGCAAAGAAUACAAAAAAUGUUAAAGUCGCUUAUGACACAAACUCGUUAAGUGUAUCAGCUAUUCUACCAUCGGGAAAUGAUUAUAGUUUGGAGUUAGAUUUAGCUCAUUCCAUAGUACCAGAACAGUGUUCAUAUAAAGUGUUUCCAUCAAAAAUAGAAAUCAAAUUGAAGAAACAAGAGGGGAUUAGGUUUAGUGUCUUAGAAGGGAAUCCACGUGCACAAACUGUAGCGCAACCCAUACCUCAAGAAAUUCUACAAGCUAGUAACCAGCCACCAAAGUAUCCUAGUUCUUGUAAGAAAUCUCCAGAUUGGAAUAAAGUAGAAAAAGAUAUUGAUAAGCAAGAAGCAGAGGAGAAGCCACAAGGCGAAGCAGCUUUAAAUGCUUUGUUUCAAAAGAUUUAUGGUAGUGGCUCUGAUGAAGUUAGGCGAGCAAUGAAUAAAUCCUUUCAAGAGUCUGGUGGUACAGUACUGAGCACUAAUUGGUCAGAAGUAGGAAAAGGAAAAGUUGAAAGAAAACUUCCAGAUGGUAUGGAAUGGAAACCUUGGAACUCGUAAAACAACCAAUAUAAUGGAUAUUUAAGAUGCUGACGAUUUAACAAAAUAAUUUCAUUUUAUUUGUAAUAGAAUUAUUUCAUAAAUAUUUAAAAUACUAAAUAUAACUUAUAAUAUUA
Nomia melanderi (Alkali bee) is the source of this 1072-nucleotide messenger RNA. It is a transcript of the gene Sgt1, whose product is annotated as suppressor of G2 allele of skp1. The record is from RefSeq and is a predicted model, not a curated record. Gene Ontology annotation, molecular function: protein-folding chaperone binding. NCBI's taxonomy places the organism in Eukaryota, Metazoa, Arthropoda, Insecta, Hymenoptera, Halictidae.